Messenger RNA from Dentiscutata erythropus, 462 nucleotides. NCBI's taxonomy places the organism in Eukaryota, Fungi, Glomeromycota, Glomeromycetes, Diversisporales, Gigasporaceae. The record is from the annotation of a GenBank genome assembly.
AUGAUGCAUAGACCUUAUUACAUUAUUUUGUUAUUGGCCUUUAUUUCUAUAAUCGCAGCAGACGACUGUGACUAUAAUACACCUUGUAAGUGCCCUACUGGUGUUGAUAAUAAUAUACACUGUGGUGGUGAACUUGGUACAAUAUAUGGCUGCAACUAUACUCACGUCUAUCAAUGUAGCCUUACUGGCAAAAUUUGUGAUUUUGGUUAUCGUAAAUCUUGCGCCGAGUGCGGGGCUUUACAGUGUAAUAAAUCUGUUGGUUUGACAAGCUCCAGUCCAACUCCACCUCAACCUACUACUGUGACAAACUCCAGUCAAAUUCCUUCAAUUAAUAUAUCUACAUCAACAAAAUAUGAAAUUGCAACAAAAACUGAAACACCAACAGAUGAUCCAACCUCUCCUCAAAAAAAUUUGUAUAUUGGAAUUGGAAUUGGUAGUGGUAUAGGCGGAAUAGUUUUUUAA